AUGCAGAAUUACAACUAUCAUCUCAGUUUCUGGGAUGAACAGGAUAACGGAGUUAGAAUACUGCUGGAUCACGUUGCGGCAGGCAUUGAGUCUUGCAAGGGUCUUGCAACCUUCUUCGAAGAACGGAGCAAGUUGGAACGUGACUACGCUCGCAGGUUGAGCGCAGUGGCUAACAAAAUGCGGGCCGGGCUCGAAUCUAAUCCCGAUUUUGGCAAGCUCGAUGCAUGCCUCAAGACGUUACAUGUGACGCAGGAAAAAUUAGGGCAAGCGCACGGCAUGCAGGCGCUAAUAGUUCAGCGAGACGGGCACGCCGAGAUGCGUGAAUUCACGCAGAGCUUGCAAGCGCGUUACAAGACCAUAAGCACCAAAAUCCGCAAUCUGCGCGACGACAAGGUUUCAAAACGGCACUUGUGCGAGGUGUUGCGUGAAAAGCUGGACAGAGCAGAGGUCGAGUUGCGGGAUUGUCAGCUAAAUCAGCACAACACGUUGGGCAAGCGCGACGAAUCGCAGAACGACAGACAGUUCCUAAAAUGGAAAAGCAUUGUGGCAGAGUUGCAGUCCAAAUCUGAGGUUCUGAAGCAAGAGUACAGAGCUUCCAGCAAGCAUUGGCUGCAAGAAUGGUCGAGAAUGAGCCUGGAACUCCAAGAUCUUGAAAAAGAGCGGAUCGAGUUUGUCAAGCUCAAAAUGCAACAAUUCGCCAAAGCAUGCGGUGACGCUGCUGUUGAAGAACAAAUAAGCAUGGACAAGCUCACACAACAACUGGCAGCAUCGACCGCAGACCAGGACAUAGCGGCUUUUGCCUACGAUCACGGUACGGGUCGUCUUAAAACUAAUGCCAGUUCGACACAAGCCAAAACCAGAGUAGCCUCGAAACACUCCGAAAAUAUGCGUCACCUUUCAUCACGCCUUCAGAAAUCUCGUCUCUCCAGUUACGAAGCCCGCACUACUGUUGAUGAAGGGUACGCAGUAGACCAAGAACGAUCACAUCCGAAACACCGCUCGUCGUAUUUGGAUCCACGAGAGCACGUGGAUUCCGCAACUGGCACAUCACAUCUUGCUCCGCCUGCCAAAGAUGCCUAUACAUCCUCUGAGUCAUCUCAGGAAUCCUCAAAUCCGACCGAUUUCACAUCUGGCGUAAGACAUCGCACAAGCGCUGAAUCCAUGUCAACGUCAAUAUCCUCUCUUGCGAAUAGUAUAGAGGAUUCACAACGAUUUGCCAAAUCGUGGAAUUCUCAGAAUCGAAGAAAAUCAAAGACGCAAUCACAACUAUUGAAUUCUGGCGGUUCGGCCACCAAUUAUCACUCCCGGUCGUCAAGCACCGAUACGACUCGGAUUCAUAAAACGUUCAGUCCUUCUACUUCCUCACAGAGACGUAAAUCUAUGGUAUGGUCACAAUCGGCAGAAGAUCCGCUACAAGAAGCACUAGAAACCAUGAGGAGGACCAACCAAGAAAGAUUGUCGUCUAGCGAUUCUCGAGUCGAUGUGCCGGUGAAAUCUCCACAACAUCCAAAGCCUAUGAUUCCAUUUUCAACUAACACUAACGCGGAAAAACAACCCACGUCGAAAAGAGUCAUGGACAGUGGUCACGUUGUUGAGUUGCCUCUCAAAUCGUCACAGGGCGAAAAUGUGCUGCGAUACGCGAGAGCCUUGUACACGUAUUUGGACGCCAACGAACAACAGAUCGUAAACUUCCAAAAAGGAGAUUAUCUGCUAUUGACAGAACAGGUCGACCAAGAUUGGUUCAUCGGCGAAGUGUACGCAAGCCCAUCGAUAGAUCCCCCGUAUCGUAUCGGCAUAGUGCCUCGCAAUUAUAUCGAAUUGCUCACUUAG
This is a messenger RNA of Lachancea mirantina, 1830 nucleotides long. The record is from the annotation of a GenBank genome assembly. NCBI's taxonomy places the organism in Eukaryota, Fungi, Ascomycota, Saccharomycetes, Saccharomycetales, Saccharomycetaceae.